AUGAUGUUCAAGGGACUAAAGAUAUACAAAGCGGAUCCUAUCCCUGGAAAUGAAUACUCCUGGUCCAGAGUCGAAUGCACCGAGAUGGUUUUGACUCAACGUGAGCUGUACAGCAUGGUGGACAAAAGAGCGGAUCAGAUUUCCGCGGCUAAGCAGUAUCAGAGAUUACCAGAAGCUCUAAGAGCGCUCAUCAACCAUGUACUUGGUGAGCUAAAAGAACGCGACGUUGGUGUGGAGUGGAGCUGCGCAUAUAUCGAAAACCGUGGAUCUUCUUCUAAAUGCCCUUGCGACUGUCAGAAGAGAGAGAGUCUGGUCCUCAUUCUGAUGAAACGGCCUCGGAACCGUGGACCUUGGCUAAGGACUCCCAUGGGAGACCUAAUUGAUUUCGGAAGUCGGCGGCGGUAUUUUGCCAAACAGGACGACUUGUCUGAAACUCCUUCCUUCGAUCUCCAAAUGGACGCAACGGAUGGAGAAGAGUCUUCGCCGUCAGAAGUCUGA
Penicillium subrubescens is the source of this 498-nucleotide messenger RNA. RefSeq lists its product as uncharacterized. The coding region runs from base 1 to 498 and encodes 165 amino acids. The record is from RefSeq and is a predicted model, not a curated record. The transcript has a single exon. NCBI's taxonomy places the organism in Eukaryota, Fungi, Ascomycota, Eurotiomycetes, Eurotiales, Aspergillaceae.